Messenger RNA from Hyaena hyaena (striped hyena), 1581 nucleotides. Its product is annotated as olfactory receptor 5M11. Gene Ontology annotation, molecular function: odorant binding; olfactory receptor activity; G protein-coupled receptor activity. Gene Ontology annotation, biological process: sensory perception of smell; G protein-coupled receptor signaling pathway. The record is from RefSeq and is a predicted model, not a curated record. NCBI's taxonomy places the organism in Eukaryota, Metazoa, Chordata, Mammalia, Carnivora, Hyaenidae. Bases 1 to 1581 code for a protein of 526 amino acids. Gene Ontology annotation, cellular component: membrane. The transcript has 2 exons.
AUGUCCCUCACCAACGACAGUGCAAUAACAGAAUUCAUUCUCCUGGGGCUCACAGACCGCUCCGAGCUCCAGCUGCUCCUCUUUGUGCUGUUUCUGGUUGUGUACCUUGUCACCCUCUUGGGCAACCUGGGCAUGAUGCUGUUGAUCAGACUGGAGCCUCGCCUCCACACACCCAUGUACUUCUUCCUCACCAAUUUGGCCUUUGUAGACUUGUGUUACACCUCAAAUGCAACCCCACAGAUGUUGGCUAAUUUCUUAUCAGAGAAGAAGACCAUCACCUUUGUUGGCUGCUUUACACAAUGUUACAUUUUCAUCGCGCUUCUCCUCACUGAGUUUUACAUGCUGGCGGCGAUGGCCUAUGACCGCUACGUGGCCAUAUGUAACCCUCUGCACUAUAGUAUGAAAAUGUCCAGGCGUACCUGCAUCUGUUUGGCCACAUGUCCUUAUGUCUAUGGCUUCUCAGAUGGGCUGUUCCAGGCCAUCCUGACCUUCCGCUUGAACUUUUGCAGAUCCAACGUCAUCAACCACUUCUACUGUGCUGACCCGCCACUGAUUAAGCUUUCUUGCUCUGAUACUUAUAUCAAAGAGCAUGCCAUGCUCGCUCCGAAAAUGUCCCUCACCAACGACAGUGCAAUAACAGAAUUCAUUCUCCUGGGGCUCACAGACCGCUCCGAGCUCCAGCUGCUCCUCUUUGUGCUGUUUCUGGUUGUGUACCUUGUCACCCUCUUGGGCAACCUGGGCAUGAUGCUGUUGAUCAGACUGGAGCCUCGCCUCCACACACCCAUGUACUUCUUCCUCACCAAUUUGGCCUUUGUAGACUUGUGUUACACCUCAAAUGCAACCCCACAGAUGUUGGCUAAUUUCUUAUCAGAGAAGAAGACCAUCACCUUUGUUGGCUGCUUUACACAAUGUUACAUUUUCAUCGCGCUUCUCCUCACUGAGUUUUACAUGCUGGCGGCGAUGGCCUAUGACCGCUACGUGGCCAUAUGUAACCCUCUGCACUAUAGUAUGAAAAUGUCCAGGCGUACCUGCAUCUGUUUGGCCACAUGUCCUUAUGUCUAUGGCUUCUCAGAUGGGCUGUUCCAGGCCAUCCUGACCUUCCGCUUGAACUUUUGCAGAUCCAACGUCAUCAACCACUUCUACUGUGCUGACCCGCCACUGAUUAAGCUUUCUUGCUCUGAUACUUAUAUCAAAGAGCAUGCCAUGCUCGUUUCAGCUGGCUUCAACCUCUGCACCUCCCUCAGCAUCAUCGUGGUGUCCUAUGCCUUCAUUAUCGGUGCGAUCCUCCGGAUCAAAUCGGCAGAAGGAAGGCGCAAAGCAUUCUCCACCUGUGGUUCCCACAUGAUGGCCGUGACCCUGUUUUAUGGGACGCUCUUCUGCAUGUAUGUAAGACCACCAACCGAUAAGACUGUCGAAGAAUCCAAAAUAAUAGCUGUCUUCUAUACCUUUGUAAGUCCAGUACUUAAUCCAUUGAUAUAUAGUCUGCGGAACAAAGAUGUAAAACAAGCCUUGAAAAAUGUCCUCAGAAGAUAUAGGAUCACUAAAUGGGACUGCCUCCGAUAUCCAAUAAAUCGUAACUAA